AUGGGCCAUUUCCCCGAUCGGCAUGUGGCCACAGUUAAGGCCACAUAUCGAAAAGAGAUUGUCACCGAUUCAGGGCGGUUGGAACUCAUCAUCACUGAUUGCAGUUCUCAGCUUCACCCUGGCAAGUUUGAAAACUUCGAUGCUAUAAUAUUCGUCUUCAGCACUCGGUCGAAAGUCUCCUUCACAUACGCCCGGGGGCUGCAAAACUUUCUGGCCUGGAUUAGCCGUCGAGGAAUCCUCAUCGUCCUGGUCGGGACGAAAACUGACAUUGAACCGAGGAAGGUCUAUGAUGAGGAGGGCGAGGCAUUCGCACAGCGCAUUGGUGCAGGUUACUACACCGUUUCCAACAAAAAUCCCGACAAUGCUGGGGCGCCAUUUCAACACCUCAUUUCUCAACACCAAGAACUCUACGCCACCGUUGAUACGUCUCCUUUUGAAAGCCGGCUGGCCUGGAUGCGAGGAUUCCUCCGCUGCGGAAGCUCGAGGAAGCCUAAAUGCGACUUGCGGCAGCUUCCAAGGCAAGGGCAGGAGAGUAGCGAAUGGAAACCAAGCACAUCCUAA
Molecule: messenger RNA, 561 nt
Organism: Fonsecaea multimorphosa CBS 102226
Lineage: Eukaryota; Fungi; Ascomycota; Eurotiomycetes; Chaetothyriales; Herpotrichiellaceae
Exons: 1
Coding region: 1-561 (186 amino acids)
Biological process (GO): signal transduction
Cellular component (GO): plasma membrane
Molecular function (GO): GTP binding; GTPase activity; GDP binding
Source: RefSeq, a predicted model, not a curated record